Messenger RNA from Menidia menidia (Atlantic silverside), 1954 nucleotides. NCBI's taxonomy places the organism in Eukaryota, Metazoa, Chordata, Actinopteri, Atheriniformes, Atherinopsidae. The record is from the annotation of a GenBank genome assembly.
CUCAGAACUUAUUAAGCUACUUAUGGAGGGGGGAAAAAAUGCUGAGAAUUGGCCUGAGGUCUGUGAGGUUCCCUCUCAGCUGCAGAGGGGAGUGCUGCUGCGAGUCUGUGGGACCUGUUCUGCUCUUUUGCUCACGCUUCCUCAAAGCAUGUGACCAUGUGAUCCCGGUCUGUGUAGUUCAGCGGACAGAGGGAGGCAACUUGUGACCGAGAAGGCAGCAGGAACUCGACUCUGCGUGAUUAAAUCUGGCCUUCAAUCUCCUCCACACCGCCUGAGAACAUGGACUGCGGGAUCGCCACGUCUAAAACCAUCCUCCUCUUCCUCAGUUUAGUGUUCUGGGCGGCCGGGGCAGCAUUGGCCUACGUUGGUGCCUAUGUCAUCCGGAGCUAUGACAACUUUGAAAGUUUCAUUCAGGACAAACAGACGCUGAUUCCUGCAGCGAUCAUCAUCUGUAUCAGUGUGACCAUGUUUGUUUUCGGUCUGGUGGGAUGCUGCGCAACACUUCGCGAGUCCAAAUUCGGCCUCAGCUUUUUCUUUCUGAUUAUCAUGGUCAUCUUCGCUGCUGAGGUUGCUGCUUUAGUAUUUAGCUUCAUCUAUCAAAACAAGAUAAAUGAAGACCUGGGACGCUCUAUGACUGAUGUCUUCUCAAAGUAUGGCGGACAGGAUGCAGAGACUAAAUCUGUGGAUUUGCUGCAGACUCAGUUGCAGUGCUGCGGCGUUUUUAAUCUCACAAGCUGGACCAACACUUCCUGGUUCAGCAGCAACAACAACACAGUGCCUCUGUCAUGCUGUAAAAACACCACAUUGCCGUGCACUGGCCGGAUGGACCAACCAAAUUUGCUUAACGUAGAGGGUUGUAAGCCUAAGCUGGAGCGUCUCCUACAGGAUGUAAUGACUUAUGCUAUGCUGGUCAUUCUUGGUUUUGCCAUCAUCAAGUUCUUUGGCAUGCUGAGCGUCUGUGUGAUAACCUGUAGAUCUGGCAGCCGGAGGAGCGGCUACCAGCCUCUCUAUGCCUGAAACUCCCCCUUCAACCACAACCUCAUUUAGUUGCCUUGGAGUUGGCUUACUGCCUUGGAGUUGGCUUGCAUUGUAUAGAGGUCUCUGUCUAUUUUAAAGAAUUUAAGCUUUGUUUGAAUAUUGACAUUGCAAAUCUUGUCAUAGCUUAAAAAGGAUGAUAUGAAAUGAUGAGUCCCCAGAUUUAAUCAGCAUAACUGUAUCCUUGUUUCAUUUACCUAAAUUCAGACACAGCAUUCAAUGUUUAGGUUUUAUCUAAAUUUUUACCAUCCAGCUUAAAGGUGUUAAAAAUGCCAAAGAUUUGUGUAGUCUCUGAGCCCAUCUACAGUCUUACCUUCCAACACAUGAUGUGAAAGUAAAUAAAUCAAUGUUGAUUCCACUGGGAUUAUAUUUGCAUCAAGUCUUGUUCAUCAAGUGCAAGACUCUUGUUUCAAAAGUGGUCUGACAUUAGGAAGGUGUAAGCACAUCAAACGAGAGAACAAGGAAUAAACUAUUGGACAUUUCAGGCUUCUCCUUGUAGAUCUUUCUCAACCAACUUUACUGCACCGUGUAGAUAGCCUUUUUUAGAGGACACCAAAUUUUGAAUGUACUUUGACUCAUGACUUCAGAAAUUUAUUUUAAGUCGUUUGUGAUUGUGAACAAAUGGAAAGUGGUUACGGACCUUAUUUAGAGUAGCAAUAUUUAUAGUUAAUUGAGUGACUGUAUUGAAUCAAUUUCUUCUUCUAGUUUGGUGUUUAUGUUUGUUUCUGAAUUUCUGAAUUAAAAAGGUGAAUGCUUCACAGUAAUCAUGGUUUUAGUGUUAUCUCACACUUAAGUUGUUGCUUUGUUUUACCACCAUUAAACCACUCUAUGCAGAUCCAAUAUAUGGCCUACCACUGAUCAAAAUGUGUCGUAACAGCAUGAGAUGAGUUCAAAACAGCUCUUAUAUCUCCAGUGUCUU